AUCACUCCGGGCGUUUUGAGCUCUCCGGCUGAAGGAGCCUCUGCUUCCUUUGGCUGCCCCCGCUAGUUGUGAAAGUCGGAGAGCGUUUCACAGCUUGGGCUUUCAAAACAUCUUGGAAUAGCCGGGUGAGGAUAACGAAGGGGCUGCUGCUGCUUCGCAAGCCGAGCGCUGUGGUGCUGUGCAGUAGUGGAAGAAUAAUUUCUAUUUCCAUUCUGAUCAGUGGACCAGUCAAAAUGGCUGAAGUAACCAAGGCAGAAGAACAGCAAGUAGAGAAGAGUUUGGAAGAAGUGGAGAAAACACCUCCUGCUUUGGAGUCAGCUUCAGGUGUCGGGUGUGAAGGCAAUAGUUCUGCUGCAGGUACAGAGCAGUCCACUGAAAACGACAAAGACGUUGAUAGUGGUGAUCAGAACGGCAGAGCAAAGAGGAAGAAUGUUGAUUCUGAAGAUGAACCUUCUAAGAAAGUACAUGUGAUUGGUCAUGGGCAAGCUGUAGCUGCACAUUAUAAUGAACUUCAAGAAGUUGGUUUGGAAAAACGUAGCCAGUCUCGCAUAUUCUACCUCAGAAACUUUAAUAACUGGACAAAGAGUGUCCUCAUUGGUGAAUUUAUAGACCGGGUGCGACAGAAGAAGAGUGACAUAACUGUUCUGGAUCUAGGAUGUGGGAAAGGUGGAGACUUACUGAAAUGGAAAAAAGGCAGAAUUAAAAAACUCGUCUGUACUGACAUUGCUGACAUUUCUGUGCAACAGUGCAAGCACCGCUAUGAAGAAAUGAAAUCCCGAUGUCGGUAUAAUGAACAUAUUUUUGAUGCAGAAUUCAUACAAGCAGAUAGUACCAAGGAUCUCUUGUCUUCCAAGUACAAUGAUCCAGAUAUGCGCUUUGACAUUUGCAGUUGUCAAUUUGUUUACCACUAUUCAUUUGAGACAUAUGAGCAGGCUGACAUGAUGCUUAAAAAUGCUUGUGGGAACCUCUCUCCUGGAGGUUAUUUCAUUGGCACAACUCCAAAUAGCUUUGAACUUGUAAAGAGACUCGAAGCUUCAGAUACAAAUUCAUUUGGGAAUGAUGUGUACAAUGUAAAAUUUGAAAAGAAGGGAGACUAUCCCUUGUUUGGCUGCAAGUAUGAUUUUCACCUGGAAGAAGUGGUUGAUGUCCCUGAAUUUUUGGUUUACUUUCCCUUACUGGAAGAAAUGGCAAAGAAGCAUGGUAUGAAAUUAGUCUACAAAAUGACGUUUCGGGAAUUCUAUGAAGAAAAAAUCAAGAACGAGGAGCAUAAAAUGCUGUUGAGGAGAAUGCAGGCCUUGGAGCCAUAUUCUGCACAUGGUGAUUCCAGGCUUGUUUCUGAUAAACCUGAUGAUUAUGAGCAUGCAAAAGAGUUUAUCAAAGACGGCAAGGCAAAGUUACCAUUGGGAACCUUGAGUAAAUCUGAAUGGGAAGCAACAAGUAUUUACUUGGUAUUUGCAUUUGAGAAGCAACCAUGAAACUUCACAUACUGGAUGCAGCAAGAAGGGAUCAUAUCCACGUGCAAGUUGGAAUGAUCAGAAAUCCAUUGUGGCAACUAUUUUUUUAUUUUUUAUUUUUUAAUUAUCAGACGUGUGCAGGACACUACCAAAAACUAGAGCAAGCUCAUGAUUCAGAGUUACAUUGCCUGUCUGUGACAGAUGGACUUGUGUGUGUAUAUAUAAGAAAGAUUCUGAACCAGUCUUUUUAAGCAUUUGUAAGCAAUCUGCAUGCUCUCAAAACCUGUGUUUGAACUCACUUAACUUUGUUAGAAACAAAUGUUUUGUUUGUAGAAGUAUGUUUGUGAUUAUGAGCCUGACCCUGCACUUUCUGAAGUUAAUGGAAGAAUGUUGACUUCAAUAAUGCAGAAUGAGGGCCUAAAUACUGUUCUGCAGAGCUCAGUUAAU
Messenger RNA from Passer montanus (Eurasian tree sparrow), 1901 nucleotides. RefSeq names its product RNA guanine-7 methyltransferase (gene RNMT). Gene Ontology annotation, cellular component: nucleus. Gene Ontology annotation, molecular function: mRNA 5'-cap (guanine-N7-)-methyltransferase activity. The transcript has 11 exons. Gene Ontology annotation, biological process: 7-methylguanosine mRNA capping. The record is from RefSeq and is a predicted model, not a curated record. Lineage: Eukaryota; Metazoa; Chordata; Aves; Passeriformes; Passeridae. The coding region runs from base 234 to 1475 and encodes 413 amino acids.